AUGGACUUCAUGGAGGAUGAACUGCAGCCAACUCCAACCGUGAUAGUAGAUGUUUGGGAAAACAGGGUUAAUUCAUCAAGAAAUUCUGCCAACCCCAGCAGCUGGGACUUUAGCAGUUCAUUUUUCUUUGCUGGAACAGUGGUCACCACAAUUGAUGAAGAUGCUGGCAGUGGCUUUGUUCCUACAUAUGGGAAGUUGGUCAUUCCCCCUCUAAUCUUCAGCUACAUAGAAGGCUGGUCAUAUGGAGAAGGGUUCUACUUUGCCUUUAUAACACUCAGCUCCAUUGGGUUUGGAGACUAUGCUAUAGGCUGGUAG
This is a messenger RNA of Myxocyprinus asiaticus (Chinese sucker), 315 nucleotides long. Its product is annotated as potassium channel subfamily K member 16-like. The transcript has 4 exons. The coding region runs from base 1 to 315 and encodes 104 amino acids. Gene Ontology annotation, molecular function: potassium ion leak channel activity. Gene Ontology annotation, cellular component: membrane. Gene Ontology annotation, biological process: potassium ion transmembrane transport; stabilization of membrane potential. NCBI's taxonomy places the organism in Eukaryota, Metazoa, Chordata, Actinopteri, Cypriniformes, Catostomidae. The record is from RefSeq and is a predicted model, not a curated record.